Messenger RNA from Lichtheimia ornata, 1626 nucleotides. RefSeq lists its product as uncharacterized. The coding region runs from base 1 to 1626 and encodes 541 amino acids. The transcript is spliced from 2 exons. NCBI's taxonomy places the organism in Eukaryota, Fungi, Mucoromycota, Mucoromycetes, Mucorales, Lichtheimiaceae. Gene Ontology annotation, molecular function: protein binding. The record is from RefSeq and is a predicted model, not a curated record.
AUGACGGUGAACCAUAUACAGCUUAUCGAACGGUUGCCAUACGACAUCAUCGAGCGCAUAUUUGCGUGUCUCAGCCAAAACGAUUGCUUGGAAUGUAUGGCUGUAUCAAGAGCUUGGUAUAAGCUUGUGCCUCAGUAUGCAACCUUUGUGUGGCGUCAAGUUCAUAUUUCCGGUGGCCAACAAGAUGAGCGAUUCAAGGAAUGUCUUGGACCCCAUGUGCAGCAUUGUCAAAUCUCUUGGGCGAAUGAUAGUCAGACAUGUGCUGUUCUUCAUAUGCUUACUCAACAAGGCUGUGUCCACUUACAAACGCUUGCCUUUACCCAUUGUCGAUUACCAGACCAAAGGCGUUUCAUGCAGAUUUUAGCACCGCUCACCACACAUCUUCGCAAGCUUACCUUUACCGAGCACAGUGACAACAUGGCAAUCAUACAUAUCCUAGCCUUGUGCCCCAACAUUACACACUUUACGUUAUCGUCUUUGGAGUCCAAUGCUGAGAUUUACAAUAAUGAGCCGUUGCUAUGCCAACAGUUGCCUGACAACCUCGUAUUCGAUCGACUUUUGCAUUUACGGUUGGACGUCGUCAUGGAUAAGCACAAACGUCUCGCACCAAUACUUAAACGGUGUCCUCACUUGAAGUACUUGGCUGUGUGUAAUAUUGCACCAGACACCGACGCCUAUUUACUUCCAAGCAGUGCAUCAAUUGAUCUCGAUUUAUUCAUGCAAUGUUGUCCUGAGCUCACUUUUCUCGAAUGCAAUUCAUGGGAACAACAACAAGGUGUUGAUAUGAUUGAUUAUGAUCUCAAAAGGGGUGGAUCAACAGGAUUACAACAAUUGAUUACGCGUGAAGCGGCCGAUUAUACUGCAGCAGCCAUUUUGCCAAUGGUGAUGAAGCAUCAACAUACGCUAUCGUUGUUAAGUUUGGGUGGAGCGCUUGGUGGUGGUAGCAUGAGCCGAUCGGAUUGGACGAAUCUUGCCUUGAUCCAUGGGCCAAAACUUUGCACACUUUCUCUCAAGUACAUCACUAUUUCAUCCACUCUACUUGAAACCAUGAUCCAUCAAUGCCCAGCUUUGGAAGAUGUGACUUUGUGGACGACUAAUCCAGUACAAUCACCACCUGAGACAGCAUUACGAGAACUACCAAAUCUCAAACGACUUGACCUAGGGCGGUUUAGUAACAGCAUGAAUCGAAGUAAUUUUCUUCAAUCGUUACGGGGGAUUGAGUCACUUGUAUUGCGUUACUGGGGUCGUGAUAUGACGGAUGAGGAGCUGGAUGCAUUAUCAUCUAUAGAAGGAUUACAGGAAUUACUACUCGUUCAAUCAGGAUCAAGGGUGACUCAACAAGGAUUGUGUCGAUUCGCCAAGAAUGCGAUAUCAUUGAGGAGGUUGGAAUUGCACAACAUGACAUGCAUGUUAUCGGAGGCAGUGUUGGCGGCAUGGGGAGAGAUGCGAUGCUUGACUACGCUGAAAUUGGUUUGUUGCAAAGGAUUGACAUGUCAAGGCAUACGUGAUAUGGUGGAUAGGUCUACAAGCCUACGACAAUUCAACAUAGCUUAUUGUGAUCUCGUUGAUACUUUUGGUGUGAUGGAUUAUGUAAACAAUAAAUUGUCUGCGGCAGCGCAAUGUUGA